AUGGUAGCUAUCUUCUCCGGCCGCGUCUUCAUUGGCCCCGAGCUUUGCUAUAAAGAAGAGUAUCUAGAGGCCAGCACUAUGUUUGUCGUCGACCUCUUUAGGCAGUGGCCAAAGUUCUUGCGCUUCAUCGGCAGACAAUAUGUCCCUGAGAUUAAGAAGUUGGCUGAACAUAGACGCCGCGCUGCCCAAGUCCUGAUCCCAGUCAUUGAAGCACGCAAAAGGUUGUACAAAGAAGUUACCGAGGUACCAGGGGACUUGCUGCAAUGGUUCAUUGUCAAAUCUAGCAAAUUUGGCAUGGGCAAGAAUGAGCAGCUCGCCGAAACGUUGUAUGACAUUGCUGCACGAUGUCCCGAUGUCAUUCCCGCUCUCCGAAAAGAGGUCCAAUCUGUUCUAGCCGCCAAUGAGAACGAAUGGUCAACUAGCGCCCUCUUCCAGAUGAAGCUGCUCGACUCAGUCUUACGCGAGUUCCAACGUUUCAAUCCCGCCAGCUUAAUCAGCUUCAUGCGAACUAUCACAAAACCAGUGACGCUUAAAGAUGGCACUCAGCUCCUACCUGGCACCAACAUCGCGGUGCCCAUGGUCGGCCCAAUACAAGACAAUCUUUACUACACUGAAUCAACCCAAGUCGAUCCCUACCGCUUCGUGUCCAUCCGCAGCGAGGCCCGCAGCGAUCCGUUACAGCAUGCAAACAAGGAACAGUUUCAAUUCGUGUCAUCGACCAAGGAGAACAUGGCCUUUGGCUUUGGCCGCCACGCGUGUCCAGGCCGCUUUUUUGCUGCUACAGAGAUUAAGAUGCUCAUUGCAAGACUUCUUUUGGAAUACGAUAUUCGAAUGCCAGAAGGUGUCAUGGAGCGGUAUAAGAAUAUCGUGAGAGGCGACAUGAUCGAACCGGAUCAUAGGAAGACGAUUAUGUUAAGAAAAUGCACCUGA
This is a messenger RNA of Colletotrichum abscissum, 930 nucleotides long. RefSeq names its product ent-kaurene oxidase. The transcript is spliced from 2 exons. NCBI's taxonomy places the organism in Eukaryota, Fungi, Ascomycota, Sordariomycetes, Glomerellales, Glomerellaceae. Bases 1 to 930 code for a protein of 309 amino acids. The record is from RefSeq and is a predicted model, not a curated record. Gene Ontology annotation, molecular function: heme binding; oxidoreductase activity, acting on paired donors, with incorporation or reduction of molecular oxygen; monooxygenase activity.